AUGCGAAAUCCAACUACACUUGGUAUUCUAAUUUUAAUUUGUGUUAUUAUUUUUCUAUUCUAUUUCAAAUUUUCAACAUAUGAUGUCGAAGUUACCUAUAGACCCGAUGCAAGUUUUUCAACUUUUCAAUUUUUAAAUUCAGCCUUUUCUGAUCAUUUUUUCAAAAAAGUAAUAUUUUUCAGAACUCCGAAAUAAUACGAGCACCCCCUCCACCUCCAAUCAUCGAAAAAAUUCAAAAUCCUAAAUUUUUUCUACCAGGAAAACGAGAGUUUUAUCCACGACGAGAAAAUAUGGGCGAUUGUCCACCGCUUUUCGGAAAAGUCACAAUUUUUGUAGCCUAUGUUGCAAGCAGUAUGGUUGGGUGAGAAAAAAAAAUGAAAAAUCGAUAAUUUGGCAAAAAAACUGGUUUUUUGAAUUUCAGCCAUUACAAAGUCGCUCAAGAAUCAUUACAAUGUUAUUUAAAAAGUGUAAAUUAUGAGGUCUUGAUGAUUGAUUUGGAUUCGGAUGAAAGGGUGAAAAAGGAGUGCUCAAAUAAUAAACAGGUUUGUAGAAUUUGAGGUUUGGUAUCACUUCUGGUUACUGUAGAACUAUGAAGGACUUAUAAACUACGAUAUCUACAAAGCUCACACGUACAAUAUUUUGAUUUUAUCAAUCAAUCAAAAGUUUUUUUCAGCUAUUUUUCAAAAAACACUGCGCUGCUUCAGCUUAUCUUCGAGACACUGAUUGGAUGCUUGUCCUCGAUGCAGAUACAGGUUUUUUCUGGAUGUAAACAAUUUCAGCGAUAUAUUUUUUUUAGGUAUUGCAAAUCCAAAUCAUUGUAUUGAAGAGUGGAUUGAUACACGAGUUGAUAUCAUUUUUUAUGAAAGAUUUUUCAAUUGGGAAAUUGCAAGUGGAAAUUAUUUGGUAUAGUUUUUCAUUGAAAAGGCUCACAAGUUGUUAGAAACCUGAUACAAACUUUUUAAAAUUUUAGGUUCGGAAUACUCAAUUCGCUUAUAAUUUUUUGAGUGAUUGGGGAAAAUGGGAAUUCCAUCAACCACAAAAUUGGAAUGGUGCAGAUAAUGGAGUGCUCCAAAUUCAUAUUUUACAAACACUCCUACCUCACGCAAAACAAGAAAUCAAAAACUGUGAUGCUAUUUGGCAUAACUCAACCAACUAUAAUUCCUAUAUGGGAUAUGUGACUUGUUGUAAAUUGGCAUUGGGGGCUAAAAGAUUAUGGCCUGGUCAAAUUCGAAUUUAUCGAAGAGCACAUGGUUGGGUGAGAGAUGGAUUUUUAACAACCGAUAGGUUUUGUGAACGUGAUUUUAUGUUGCAUGGUUGGAAAAAUAAUGAAGUUGGAUUCAAAGGAUGGGAAAGUCCUUUUAAGGUAUGUUAAUAGUAAAAUAUAUUUCAAAAUUGUGUUUCUAGUUCAUUUUUUACAGAAAAACCUAAACGUUUCACUAUGCGGAAAAAAUCUGGAUGGAUGGGAUUAUCGAGAAUACAAAAACGCAACAUGCGAAAGUAUUCGAUUAUCACUUUCCGCAUUUGAAAAAAGCAGCGGGAGAAAUUAUCCAGCAAUGGGACGAGUUUUGCCAUAUUUGAUGUUUCCAGAUAUCGGCGAUUGUUUUCCAACUUGUGAUGACGAAGAAUGA
This is a messenger RNA of Caenorhabditis angaria, 1628 nucleotides long. The record is from the annotation of a GenBank genome assembly. NCBI's taxonomy places the organism in Eukaryota, Metazoa, Nematoda, Chromadorea, Rhabditida, Rhabditidae.